Daucus carota subsp. sativus is the source of this 6295-nucleotide messenger RNA. RefSeq names its product protein NETWORKED 1D. Lineage: Eukaryota; Viridiplantae; Streptophyta; Magnoliopsida; Apiales; Apiaceae. The coding region runs from base 427 to 6084 and encodes 1885 amino acids. The record is from RefSeq and is a predicted model, not a curated record. The transcript has 5 exons. Gene Ontology annotation, molecular function: actin binding.
ACAUAAGAAAAAGCACAGUUCAUAAAGUAGGCCAUUGCAGAACAUAAAAGCAAUGAAAUUCUAGAGAGAGAAAGAGACUUGAAUGAGAGAGAAGAAAUCUUGGUUCAAUUUUUUACAAGCAAUAAUGGGUUGAUCAUAAAGAAUUUGCAGCUAGCUGAAGGUGUUUUUUAAUGAUUCUUGGCCAAAGUUUUGAUUUUUCUGGUUAGGUUAACAUUUUUUGGAGACAGAGAUUACUUUUUGUGGAUUAGUUUCGGCUGUCUUGAUUCGGAUUAAAGAUUCAGUUCAUUAGUAUUUAAUUGAGUGAUCAGAACUCAGAAAUUACUUUUACCAGUCUGCUUAAGGUCUACAGCUCAAGUUAUAUAUUGACGGGUUGAAUUGUUCUGGGAAUUGGUUUGGUAUCUGCAUUGCAAAUAUAAGUUUGGCAUCAUGGCUUUGUCGCAUACAAACUCGCAGAAGAAGUACUCUUGGUGGUGGGACAGUCACAUAAGCCCCAAAAACUCAAGAUGGCUUAAAGAAAAUCUCACAGAUAUGGAUUCUAAAGUCAAAUCAAUGAUCAAGCUUAUUGAAGAGGAUGCUGAUUCUUUUGCAAGAAGAGCGGAAAUGUACUAUAAGAAGAGACCAGAGCUUAUGAAAUUGGUUGAAGAGUUCUACAGGGCAUAUAGAGCAUUGGCUGAAAGAUAUGAUCAUGCUACUGGGGCGCUCCGUCAGGCCCAGCAAACAAUGUCAGAAGCGUUUCCAAAUCAAAUACCCAUGAUGCUUGCUGACGAUGCACCUGAAAAUUAUGAUUCUGAUGCUGAUCAAAGGACACCUAAGAUGUCAACUCCUGCUCGGGCUUUUUUUAAUCCGGAUGAUCUACCCAAGAACUCUUCAGGCCGCCCGUAUUCCCAUGCUCCGAAGAAAAAUGGGCAAUUUGCAGAAGCUUUGGAUUCUUUAAAACAACUUAAUGGUCAAUUUGGAUCUGGAGAGAAUGCAAAAUUUACAGAAGGGAGGGCAAGAAAAGGCCUUAAUUUUCAAGAUAAUGUGGAGUCUGAUCAGUUGAUUAAAUCUGAGAAAGAAAUACUAAAUUUAAAGGAAAUUAUUGCUAAAUUAGAAGCUGAGAAGGAAGAUGGACUAAACCAGUAUCAACAGUGUUUGGAGAGCUUGUCCAAGUUAAAAGAAGAUGUCUCUCGUGCUCAAGAGAAUUCGAGAGAACUCAAUGACAAAGCAAGCAAAGCUGAAACUGAAGCACAACAUUUAAAGGAAGCUCUCAUCAAAUUAGAAGCUGAAAAGGAGGCUAGCCUUCUGCAAUACCAUUUGUGCUUGGACAAUAUUUCUAAUCUGGAAGACGUUCUAUCUCGUGCUAAAAAUGAUUCUGAGAAUUCUGAAGAACGAGCUCAUAAGGCUGAAACUGAAUUUCAUUCAGUAAAACAAGACCUUGCUAGGGCAGAAGCUGAAAAAGAUGAUGUUCUGAAUAAGUACAAGCAAUCUUUGGAGGUGAUAUCAGAUUUGGAGAACAAAAUACUGCUUGCUGAAGAAAGUGCUCAAAAGCAAAGCGAACGUGCUGAAAUGGCCGAAGGUGAAGUCGAAACUCUAAAGCAAGCUAUACUAAAGUUGACUGCUGAGAAGGAUGCUGCAGCUCUCCAGUAUCAACAGUGCUUGGAGACCAUAGCUGGUCUAGAGCGUUUGGUUUCCAGUGCACAUGAGGAAACUCAAUGGCUCAAUGAUGAGAUAAAUAAGAGAGGUGAGAAGCUAAAGGGUGCUGAGGAACGUUGUGUGCAGUCAGAGACAUUGAAUCAGUCACUCCACUCUGAGUUAGAGACUGUGCUUCUGAAGAUGAGUAAUCAAAAUCAAGAAUUAACAGAGAAGCAAAAAGAGUUGGGAAGGCUUUGGACGUGCAUACAGGAAGAGCGAUUGCGCUUCAUAGAGGCUGAAACCGCAUUCCAGACUUUGCAGCAUUUACAUUCCAAAGCUCAGGAUGAACUAAGGUCCCUGGCUUUAGAACUACAGAAUCAGACUCAAACUGUAAGGGAAAUAGAAACUCAUAAUGUGAAUUUGCAGGAUGAAAUCCUGAAGAUAAAGGAAGCGAACAUGGGCCUAAAUCAGCUGAAUCAGUCUUCGACUAUAUCCAUGGAGAGCAUGCAAAGUGAGAUUUGUAGCUUAAGGGAAAUGAAUGGGAAGCUUGGGGAGGAGGUUGAGCUUCGAGUGGAUCAACGAAAUGCUCUUCAGCAAGAAAUUUAUUGUUUGAAACAGGAGCUUAAAGACUUGAAUGAUAAACAACAAGCGCUUUUGAAUCAGGUGGAUGCAGUAGGUUUAACACCGGAGUGCAUUGAAACAUCAGUGAAGGAACUGCAAGAUGAGAACUCUAAUUUAAGAGGGUUGUACCAGAAAGAAAAAAGCGAGAAGGUGGCUCUAAUUGAGAAGCUUGAAAUCUUUGAAAAGCUUUUGGAGAAAAAUGCUCUCUUAGAGAAUUCCCUUGCCGAUAUGAGUGUUGAACUGGAAGCAGUUCGAGGGAAGAUUGUUGUGCUGGAAGAAUCUUGUGAAUGUCUUUUACAGGAGAAAUCUGCUCUUGUUGAUGAGAAGGUCACUUUAAUGUCUCAACUGCAGUCAACAACAGAUAAUUUGGGCAAACUCUCAGCAGCUAGCACCAUUUUACAGAAUUCUCUUGAUGAUGCACAUAACGAACUUGAAGAAAUAAAGGCUAAAGCUAUGAACUUGGAAGAUUCAUGCAUGUUGCUGGUCAGUCAGAAGUCUAGCCUGAUCAGUGAGAAGGAUAAUUUGGUUUCCGAAUUGGAAAUUACUCACCAGAGGUUAAAGGGUUUGGAGGAAAAAAUUGUAGAACUCGAGGAGAAGAAAUUGGUAGUGGAGAAAGAGAAACUUUUGGCACUGAACGUAGGACAAGAGCUGAAAGUUUCUCUAGAGGCAGAGAAACAUGAGCAUUCCUGUUUUGCCAAAAUGAGGGCAACACAAUUGGCUUGUUUGGAGACUCAGGUUCAUCUCUUAGAAGAAGAAAAGUGUAGCAUAAAUAAAGCAUGGCAGAAAGAACUAGACAAAGCUCUGAAUUCCCAAAUGGAAACUUUUGUUUUGCAGGCUUGUGUACAGGAUCUGGGAGAGAAGCACUCAUCUCUCUUGAUUGAGUGCCAGAAACUCUCGGAGGCUUCCAAGAUGUCAGAAAUGUUGGUAUCUAAACUAGAAAAGGAGAAUGUUGAACAAACGGUGGAGGUGAAAUCCUUGUCUGACCAAUUAAGCACAUCAAAAAAUGGCAUGCAUCAUUUGUUAACGGCUCUUGAGAUUAUUGCGGACCACAAAUGUGAAGAUAAAAAUGGGCAAGAUGAAGUCAAUGUGGAUCAUAUCCUCAGAAAACUACAAGAUACAAAACAGUCCUUAUGCAAGUCGCAGGAUGAAAAUCAGCUUCAAGCUGUUGAAAUAUUAGUUCUUGUCACACUGUUUAGUGAAAUGAGAUCAGAGGCAGCAAAAAUAGCUACGGAAAAAAACAUUACUGACAAAGAAUUAGCUAUCAGGUCUGCGCAAUGUGUGUCGGUUCAAAGUGAGGCCCGCAAACUUUUUGAGAUCACUGAAAAACUUAGGUUGGACGUAAUUGAUGGAUGUCAGAAAGAGAAAGAAUUGGUGACUCAGGCAGAGAAUCUAUCCCAAAGGUUGCUGGACAAGGAAAUGGCUUGUGAAAAUCUACAAGACGAAAAAACGCACUUGCUUGUUGAAUUAUUAGUUCUUGUUACACUGUUUAGUGAAUUGAAAUCAGUGGCAGCAAAAAUGGCUACAGAAAAGAGCAUUACUGAUCAAGAAUUAGCUAUCAGGUCUGCGCAAUGCGCGGCGGUUCAAAGUGAGGCCCACAAACUUUUUGAGAUUACUGAAAAGCUGAGUUUGGACGUAAUUAAUGGAUCUCAGAAAGAGAAAGAGUUGAUGACUCAGAUAGAGAAUCUAUCCCAAAGGUUUUUGGACAAGGGAAUGGCUUAUGAAUAUCUACAAGAUGAGAGAAUGCAUGUGCUUGAUCAAAAUAACAUCUUACUAGAAAAAGUUUCACAGUUGGAGGAAAAGAAUGAUACAAUAGAAGAGGACAGUUGUAUGAUUUUUGGUGAAAUGUUAUCUUUGAAUGUCCUCUCUCUGAUAUUAAAGAAUAAUGUUUGUGAAAGAUCUUUGGAAAUGGAAGAGAUUCAGCUUGUCAAUACUUCCCUGGAAAAGAAAUUAACCAUAAAAGAAAAGAUGUUGGAAGAUCUUCAAACUGAGAACCUGCUUCUCGGUGAGACAGUGCAGAAGUCAGGGGAUGAAUUGCAAUCAGUCACAUGUGUUGUUGGUCAGUUGAGUCAUGAGAUUGAAAGUGUUAAGAAUCUGUUUCACUUAAAAGAAAUAGAACUUCUGGAAGCACAACAAAAGAUUACUGUCAAAGAAGAUGAAAAAUCAGGGUUGGCCAAGAUAGUGGAGGAUUUGAAGAGUAAAGAAGAUGUACUUCAGAUAAUUCGAGAAGACCUGGAGAAGCAUAUAGGCCAACUCGAGGAAGACAAGGAUCAUUUGAGUGAGAAAAAUAGGUCUCUUGGCGAGGCAAAACAGAACUUGGAGGUCGAAUUGCGCCUUCUUCAUGAUAAACAUGAAACAGCUAACUAUAAGGAAGCAAGUUUGCUUUCCCAAAUGCAAGAGAGAAAUGAAGAGAUUGAUAUGUGGGAGACACAGGCAACAGCAUUUUACGGUGAAUUUCAGACCUCUGCUGUAGCUCAAGCUUUCUUUCUGGAGAAAGUCCGUGAGCUUACUGAAGAAUGCACCAGUCUCCGGGAUGAAAUUACUUCAAAAGAUGUGAAAAUGGAUAUGUUAGACAAAAGAAUAGGCAUUUUGGAAGGUCAAAAUAAAGAACUUGAAGCUCAGAUCGCUCCAUAUAGCCAAGCCCUCACUUCUUUGAUAGAUAGCAUAUCAUCUCUGGAGAAGCAUACCUUCCUGCAUGCACAUCUUGAUAAAACUAUCAAUGAAGAAGUAAAGGAUGCUAAAUUGGCAAAUGAAGACCCUGCUGCAAGUGAUCAAAGUGAUAAUAAAGCCAUAUCGCCAGAUACAAUUUUAAAUAUGCAGCAUCUUCAAGGUAGAAUCAAAGCUAUAGAAGAUACCAUUGUGGAAAUGGAAAGGCUUGCAAUUGAAGAAAACUCAGAUUUACAUGCCAAAUUGGAAUGUGCAUUGAAAAAGAUAGAUGAAAUGAGCUCUGAAAACCGUAAAUACACGGAAAACUUAAAGCAGCCACAAUCUGAAAUUUCAGAGGAGAAUGGGCUUCUGCCAAAAGACAUUAUGCUUGAUCACAUAUCUGAAACUUCCUCCUAUGGGAUAAGUAAAAGACGCUAUGACGGGUCUGAUAUCCAAGUGUUUGAGACGUGGGAAAACACUGAUCAAGAAAGUAGCAUUAAUCUUGCUGUUGGCAAGGGAAAGAAGUCGGUCAAUGCACCCAAUAAGAAAGAGCAUUCUGAAGCAAUUAAACAGGAUAGAGAAUUUAUUACUUCAAAUUCUCUAGUAGAGAAAGAGUUGAGAGUGGACAACUUUGAGAUCUCCAAGAGAUUUAUGCAGCCCCCACAGGAUGGGAACAAGAGAAAAGUCUUGGAAAGACUGAACUCUGAUGUCCAGAAGUUGACAAACCUUCAAAUCACUGUCCAAGAUUUGAAGAGGAAAGUUGAGAGUGUCGAGAAGACCAGAAAAGGCAAAGGAAGCACUGAAACCGCUACUAUUAAAGGGAAGUUGGAAGAAGCUGAGUCAUCAAUCCAGAAGUUGUUCGACUUCAAUGGAAAAUUGAUGAAGAAUAUCGAGGACAAAUCUUCACAGGCUGUCCAGAAGUCUGUAACGGAAUCGGAAGAAAGUGGCAGUGCAAGAAGGAAGAGAAUAUCAGAGCAGGCGCUAAGAGUAUCAGAAAGAAUUGGCCGGUUGCAGUUGGAAAUACAGAGAAUACAGUUUGAAUUACUAAAGCUUGACGAUGGCAAGGAAAGCAAAGGAAAAAUUAAAAUUGUAGAGUCCAAAAGAAGAGUCCUUCUCCGGGAUUAUCUCUAUGGUGGAGUAAGAAAGAUCCCCAAGCGAAAGAAGGCGCCAUUUUGUGCAUGCGUAGAACCUAAGACAAAGGGAGACUGAGCUAGGUAUUUACACCAAGCCUGCACAUGAGUAGAGUAAUAGAGUUCAUACUUUCUCCAUUAUAUUCCUUAGCAAAUUUUUGAAUAAAUGGUCUCCCGACAUUAGAGAAACUCCUGUACAUUAUUAGGCAUCUGUCAUAUUAAAAAGAAGCCUACUCUUGCGUAUAAUUUGUUUACUUUCUUACUUGAGUACAUGAUUAUUAUUGGGCUAA